UGGUAGAGAAGGUGAACAGGAUGAUCGCGACGGGGCAGUACGGAAGGCUCUUCGCUGUGGUCCACUUUGCCAGCAAGCAGUGGAAAAUAACCAGCGAAGACUUGAUUAUGAUGGACAACGUCCUGGAGGCUGAAUGCGGAGACCGAAUCCGGAUGGAAAAGGUGUUGCUGGUUGGUGCUGACGACUUCACGCUCAUUGGAAGGCCGCUCCUGGGGAAAGAUCUCGUCCGUGUGGAGGCGACUGUGAUUGAGAAGACGGAGUCGUGGCCGAAGAUCAACAUGCGCUUUUGGAAGAGGCACAACUAUCAAAGGAAGAAAAUCAUCGUGAACCCGCAGACCGUCCUUCGCAUAAACACCAUAGAAAUUUUCCCCGGAUUGUCGUGA
Eurypyga helias (sunbittern) is the source of this 383-nucleotide messenger RNA. It is a transcript of the gene MRPL21, whose product is annotated as mitochondrial ribosomal protein L21. NCBI's taxonomy places the organism in Eukaryota, Metazoa, Chordata, Aves, Eurypygiformes, Eurypygidae. Gene Ontology annotation, cellular component: ribosome; mitochondrial large ribosomal subunit. Bases 21 to 383 code for a protein of 120 amino acids. Gene Ontology annotation, molecular function: structural constituent of ribosome. The transcript is spliced from 4 exons. The record is from RefSeq and is a predicted model, not a curated record.